AUGGGAGGGGAAAACCUCACCCAAGUCUCAGAAUUCAUCCUUUUGGGACUCUCAGACAAUCCCAAGCAACAGCAGCUGCUCUUCAUACUCUUCCUGAGCAUGUACCUGGUCACAGGGCUGGGGAAUCUGCUCAUCAUCCUGGCCAUUGUCACUGACACCCGACUCCACACCCCCAUGUACUUCUUCCUGGCCAACCUGGCCUUCGUGGACAUUUGCUUCACCUCCACCACCAUCCCCAAGAUGCUGGCCAAUCACAUCUCAGGACACAAAGGGAUCCCUUAUGCUGGUUGUUUGACUCAGACAUUCUUCUUCAUUGUGUUUGCUGACAUCGACAGCUUACUGCUAGCUGCCAUGGCCUAUGACCGCUAUGCUGCCAUCUGUCAUCCUCUGCACUAUGGCACAUCUGUGACACCACAGUUGUGUAUCCUCUUGGUGGCAGCAUCCUGGACUGCAGCAGUCAUGAAUGCCUUGACCCACACUGUAUUACUGACCCGCCUCUCAUUCUGCACCCACAAUGAGGUCCCCCACUUUUUCUGUGAUCUCAGCCCUCUGCUGAAGCUGGCCUGCUCUGAUACCUUUCUCAACAAUGCAAUGGUAUAUAGUAUAGGUAGUUUAUUUGUUUUCACGCCCUUCAUGGGCAUCUUGAUCUCGUACACACGCAUAUUCUCUGCUGUGCUUAAGAUCCCAUCUGCGAAGGGAAAGCAGAAGGCAUUCUCCACCUGUGGCUCUCAUCUCUCUGUGGUGACCAUGUUCUAUGGAACACUCAUUGGGGUUUAUUUUAGCCCCACAUCCUCCCACACGGCUCAGAAAGACACAGUUGCUGCAGUAAUGUACACUGUGGUCACUCCCAUGAUGAACCCCUUCAUCUACAGUCUACGUAACAGUGACAUGAAGGGUGCCUUGGGGGCCCUCUUCAGUAGGAAGCCAGCUUUCACUCAGUGA
Molecule: messenger RNA, 942 nt
Organism: Talpa occidentalis (Iberian mole)
Lineage: Eukaryota; Metazoa; Chordata; Mammalia; Eulipotyphla; Talpidae
Product: olfactory receptor 1361-like
Exons: 1
Coding region: 1-942 (313 amino acids)
Biological process (GO): G protein-coupled receptor signaling pathway
Cellular component (GO): membrane
Molecular function (GO): olfactory receptor activity; G protein-coupled receptor activity
Source: RefSeq, a predicted model, not a curated record